Messenger RNA from Fulvia fulva, 1914 nucleotides. RefSeq lists its product as uncharacterized. The transcript is spliced from 2 exons. Gene Ontology annotation, biological process: regulation of DNA-templated transcription; DNA-templated transcription. Gene Ontology annotation, molecular function: DNA binding; zinc ion binding; DNA-binding transcription factor activity, RNA polymerase II-specific. The record is from RefSeq and is a predicted model, not a curated record. Lineage: Eukaryota; Fungi; Ascomycota; Dothideomycetes; Mycosphaerellales; Mycosphaerellaceae. The coding region runs from base 1 to 1914 and encodes 637 amino acids.
AUGCCUAACCUACCACCCGAACGGCCAAAGAAACUGCAACGAAUAUCGCAGGCUUGCGAUCUGUGCCAUCGACGCAGCAUACGAUGCCGGCCGAGUACCGAAAAUCCUCAGCACCAAUGCCAAAACUGCUAUGACUUCGCCGUGGACUGCACCUACAAGCGUCCCUCGAGGCGAAGGCGCAACCAGUCUGGACAGAAUGGUGCACCUCCCAACCUUCAGCCUGCGCAGCAGCAAGGUGUCUCGCCCACUUCUCCAAGCAUCAAAGUAGAAGGCCGUAGUCCCACUUUCUCCAAUGGCAAUGGGUCGACCGACCACCAUGGAUUACAUCAAGUCAUGCGUGAAGGCAUGCCUCAAGACUCUCUCAACACGGCCUGGCGAUACUUUGCUAUGGCUAGCCAGUCCACCAUCGAACGUCUCAUGGAUGUCUAUAUGGAAGUUGUCUAUCCGCUGUUCCCCUUUUUCCACGGACCAACCUUACGGAGUCGGCUACACAAUCUGGACUACUUGAAAGACCGCGGUUUCUUUGCUUCGAUCAUGUCUGCUUGCGCACUUGCGGCUGCACGAGUGCGCGACGGUGCUAUCGAAGGUCGAUAUCAUUUUGAGGAGAACUUGGGCGGCAUCACCGAGAUGUUCUUCUCGGCUGCUCAGGACACGAUUCCCAAGGACAUCGGCACGGCGCAAGGACUAGGCUACAUGCGAGCCUGCGCACUCCUAGCAAUCACCAGCAUUCAGUACGGGCAGAUCCCUACUAUGCACCAGUACAUUGGACAUUAUCACACCCUCAGUGCGAUACAGCGUUUCCACGAUGAAAGUCAAUGGCCAGAGAACAUCACAUUGAUAGAGAAAGAGGAGCGUCGGCGACUGUUCUGGGCAAUGUACUCAUGGGAUGUCUACACCUCGAUCGUGUUCAACACGAUACUCAAAUCACAGGAAAGUCACUCAAAUGUGCGCUACCCGGUCGAGUCUACUGACGAGGAACUCCUUUCUGGUUUUGAAUCACCGACCAACAACCAGAAUUGGCUGCGAGGAUGGAACUUCACCACAGAUCUUUAUCGUGUACUAGAACACACGGUUGGACGGCUCAGGCGCAACAAUCAGGCCAGAGGGGAUCGAUUAGAUGUUGCGCGUUUGACUGUCUCUGACGCUAUACCGGAUACGCAUGUGAUGCAUAGUGUCCAUGGACUCUACGACGAGCUACCGGACCGCUUCAAGGAGUACAGCAUGGCCGUGACAGGCGACAUGAACCACGAUAUUUUUGGAUUCCAAGCGGCGAACAUACAAGCGACGAUUCAGUUGGUCCGGAUUGCGCUCUGUGAGUGCAGCCCUCAAUUGGAUCUAUGGAGGAAAUGCGACGUCGUGGACCACGUCAUCAAUGCAUUCCGCAGCAUACAGGGUCAUUAUCUUCGCGCAAUAUCGACGCCUCUCGUGCAUCAUUUGGGCGCGAUUGGUAAGAUUCUGUCAACAUUGAUGCACGGCGAACUGAAUCUCGAUUCUUAUGACCGCGUCCGAGGAUCGUUAGGUGGACUGGCUGAUCUUCUCGAGGGUUUGGAAUCGACCCUUCAACCAACCGCAGGCGCAAGCAAAGAGAUCCGAGAAAGAAUACAGAUCAUUGAUCAUUUCAUGUCAGGCCAGCGCCGAGAGCUUGAGGCAUUCAACAGCGGCCAAGCCAAUAUCGGUGAUUUGGCCGGAGGUCUCGGUGCCAAUGGCACUUCGAUCUACCCAAAUGGCACAUCUGGCGCCCAGCCGCCCACGUUGCGCUCCACCAACUCGCUCGGCAUGCACACACCUCUUGACGCCUUCCAGCUGCCUCACGAUGUGCUUGGAGAGUUCCCGUUCCCGAUCGAUUUCCAGGAACACGCCAAUAAUGGCACACAAGCGAUACCUCAGACCAACGGUCACGUUCUGGAACGAUGA